UUGUUGUUACUGGUCAUAGUUUAGGUGGAGCCUUAGCUGUAUUUGCCGCUCUCGAUAUUAAACAAUUCUUUAAGGAAUGUAAUUCGUAUGGAGAACGUUUGUACUGCUCUGAUUCAGCUGAUGAUCAUGAUGGUCCAUACUGGGGUCUUCUUAGAAGUGAUAAAUGGU
Molecule: messenger RNA, 168 nt
Organism: Scutellospora calospora
Lineage: Eukaryota; Fungi; Glomeromycota; Glomeromycetes; Diversisporales; Gigasporaceae
Source: the annotation of a GenBank genome assembly